AUGACGGGGAUGAGGGCCGUGGACGUCCGAAUCCCAAGUACGGAGGGAAAGUACUGCGUGGGGGAGCGAAGGCGCUACAAGAUCUGUAAGCACCCCUUGCCCCCCCAACCAGCCCUCCUUCAGACUCAUCCAGUGCAGUCACUUAACACCAUGCUUUACAAGGGCAAGUUCUACAAAUGGGUGCAGGUCAACAACAGAGUGAACCCUUGCGAGCUGCACUGCCGCCCUCUGAACGAGUACUUCUCAGAGAAGAUGCUGGACGCCGUCAUUGACGGGACCCAGUGCUACGAGGGCAGCUUGAGCCGAGACAUGUGUGUUAACGGCAUCUGCAAGAAUGUGGGGUGUGACUAUGAGAUUGACUCCAACGCGGUGGAGGAUCGCUGUGGGGUUUGCCAUGGCAACGGGUCUACUUGUGAGACUGUGAAGAAGACCUUUGAGGAGAGCGAAGGGCUUGGGUAUGUGGACAUUGGGCUGAUUCCAGAGGGGGCUCGGGACAUUCGUAUCGAGGAGGUGGCUGAGGCUGGGAAUUUCUUGGCUCUCCGGACUCGGCCCCUCCUCCCCCACUCCGUUGCCUAG
Messenger RNA from Salvelinus sp. IW2-2015, 576 nucleotides. The record is from RefSeq and is a predicted model, not a curated record. Lineage: Eukaryota; Metazoa; Chordata; Actinopteri; Salmoniformes; Salmonidae.